AUGAAGUGUAAACCAAUUGAACCAUUUCAAAGCUUUGCUGGUCUGAGCGGUGAGAACUUUACCAGCUAUCGUCAUCACAGUGAAGCAGAGCAAAAUGACACUUCGACAACCAGGGAAUAUACUUGUGCUGAGUUUAAUGAAGCACUCCGCUUGAUUAAUCAGGAGACUUUGCCAUGCAAAGAUAUUCUGGAUGAGUUUGCCAUGAGAGCAAACAUCACUGAACCAUGCUAUUUCACAGUGAAAUUACAUGAUAUCUGCUCAAGCUUCAUCUCAUCAGUUUUAGCUGAUGGACGCAAGUAUAUGGGUGAGAGGGGCGCAACGGUGCAAGAGGCAAAUGAAAGUGCAGCUCGUGCGGCGAUCAAGUCAAUCCUUGCUGCAAGAAACCACCACAUGUUGGAGAGCGUCAGGUCAUACCGACCAACAAUCCAAGGACAGCAGUCAGGCCAGACAAGUGCCCAUCCUGAAGUAGCUUUUGCAGCAACUACCGCUGAUUACAUUCCUUGUCCCCCCCAAUAUAUGGUGCACACAGUACCAUUUGUUCCUCAUGAUCAGACACAGUGGCGCCAUCCUGGUACUGCAGCACACAUGGCGCCAGUUCUUCCCCAUGAACAGAUGCAAUGGUGCCAUCCUACUGCAGUACACAUGCCAUUGGUUAUUCCUCAUCAGCAGAUGCAGUGGCACCAGCCUCCUGCAAGGAUGCCAUUUCUUCCACAGGGAGAAAUGCAAUGGCGUGAUCCUGCUGCUACACAUAUGCAGUUUCUUCCAGCUGAUGAACAGAUAUCAUGGAAUUCUCUAGCUGCACAUGCAUCUUCUGAAAUGUGGCAACUCCCUCAAGCUAUGGCUAGGGUUAAUCCUAUAGUGCAAGAUGGGCUUUAUAAUUCAAGCGUGGCUCAAGAUGAUGACAUGAUAGUAGAGGUUGGUUCAUAUGAGGAGGAUGUGGCUUUGAGUGGUACUAAGCGCAAAAUGGACCAAGCUGGAGAGCCUGAGGGAAAGCAUGCAAGGACUUCCCAGUAG
Messenger RNA from Oryza brachyantha (malo sina), 1014 nucleotides. RefSeq lists its product as uncharacterized. Bases 1 to 1014 code for a protein of 337 amino acids. The record is from RefSeq and is a predicted model, not a curated record. The transcript has 3 exons. NCBI's taxonomy places the organism in Eukaryota, Viridiplantae, Streptophyta, Magnoliopsida, Poales, Poaceae.